Molecule: messenger RNA, 2330 nt
Organism: Impatiens glandulifera
Lineage: Eukaryota; Viridiplantae; Streptophyta; Magnoliopsida; Ericales; Balsaminaceae
Product: phospholipid--sterol O-acyltransferase
Exons: 17
Coding region: 70-1962 (630 amino acids)
Biological process (GO): lipid metabolic process
Cellular component (GO): cytoplasm
Source: RefSeq, a predicted model, not a curated record
AUAACUGCAUCCCUCUUUCUCACCUCCUUUCUUUCUCUCUCUUCUCUCUUUUAACAAACAGAGAGGAGCAUGAGAAGAAACGCCCUCCUAUUCCCAGUUCUAUUGCUAUGUACAACAACACUGUUCGUCAAUGCCGGAGAACUUUCCGGCGACUAUUCAAAACUCUCCGGCAUCAUAAUUCCUGGCUUCGCUUCAACUCAGCUUCGCGCCUGGUCAAUCUUAGACUGUCCUUAUUCUCCUCUCGACUUCAAUCCUCUCGAUUUAGUCUGGCUUGAUACUACCAAGUUACUUUCGGCAGUGAAUUGCUGGCUUAAAUGCAUGCUUCUGGAACCGUAUAAUCAAACUGAUCAUCCUGAAUGCAAGUCUCGUCCCGAUAGUGGUCUUUCUGCUAUCACAGAGCUCGAUCCCGGUUAUAUAACAGGUCCGCUUUCUUCAGUAUGGAAAGAAUGGAUCAAAUGGUGCAUUGAGUUUGGCAUUGAAGCUAAUGCAAUCAUUGCCGUGCCUUAUGAUUGGAGAUUGCCACCAUCAAAGCUAGAGGAGCGUGAUCUUUAUUUCCACAAGCUGAAAUUGACACUUGAAACUGCCCUUAAACUUCGUGGAGGACCCUCAAUAAUUUUUGCGCAUUCACUGGGUAACAAUGUCUUCCGCUACUUUUUGGAGUGGCUGAAGUUGGAAAUUGCACCUAAACAUUACAUUCCGUGGCUAGAUGACCAUAUCCAUGCAUACUUUGCUGUUGGUUCCCCUCUUCUUGGUGCAGUCGAGACUGUUAAGGCAACAAUGUCGGGAUUCAGUUUUGGCCUUCCUGUAUCUGAGGGUACUGCUAGACUAAUGUUCAAUUCAUUUGGGUCUUCGUUAUGGAUGCUGCCAAUUUCAGAAUAUUGUGGCACAGGUGAUGUAUAUAGACAUCAUUUCUCUUCUUCAACUAAAAAGGGACAGAAUACAUACCAUUGUCAUGAAACUGAGUAUAAGUUCAACUAUUCUGGAUGGCCAACCAAUGUUGUCAAUGUUGAAAUUCCUUCAACGCGAGGGAUCAAUGCUUAUCCUUCAAUUCUAGACGUUAAAGGGGCCAACUCAUCGUCUGAAGAAUGUAGAUUACCUUAUCAGCUGUCUUUUUCUGCUCGUGAAGUAUCUGAUGGAACCUUUUUCAGAGCAAUAGAGGACUAUGAUCCUGACAUCAAGAGAGUAUUGCACCAACUACAGAAGUCAUAUCAUGGUGAUCCGGUGCUUAAUCCACUAACCCCUUGGGAAAGGCCACCUUUACGUAACAUUUUUUGUAUAUAUGGUGUGGACAUGAAAACUGAGGUUGGUUACUAUUUUGCAGCCAGUGGCAAGCCUUAUCCUGACAACUGGAUUUUAACUGACAUCAUAUAUGAGAUUGAAGGAUCCCUAUACUCCAGGUCUGGGAAUCAGGUAGAAGGAAACCCUGGAGCUACAAGUGGAGAUGAGACGGUACCUUACCAUUCUCUCUCUUGGUGCAAGAAUUGGCUUGGACCAGAAGUGAACAUAACAAGGGCACCUCAGUCAGAGCACGACGGUUCAGAUGUACAAAUAGAACUCAAUGUGACGCAUCAUCACGGAUCAGAUAUAGUACCAAAUAUGACAAGGAUGGCCCGGACCAAAUAUAUAACAUACUACGAGGACUCCCAAAGUCUACCCGGAAAGAGAACAGCUGUUUGGGAGAUUGAUAAGGCAAAUCACAGAAACAUUGUUAGAUCUCCGGUUCUGAUGAGGGAGUUGUGGCUUGAGAUGUGGCACAAUAUCCACCCUGAUGCAAAAUCCAAUUUUGUUACUAAAGCAAAACGCGGACCUUUGAGAGAAGAUGACUGUUAUUGGGAUUAUGGAAAAGCUCGGUGCGCAUGGCCAGAGCAUUGCGAAUAUAGAUAUCUUUUUGGAGAUGUCCAUCUUGGGCAGAGUUGCAGGUUAAAGAAUUCUUCUGAUGAUCUUCUUUUACAUUAUCUAUAGACUACAAGGAACUCUAGUCUUUGAAAAAUGAGAAUCGUGAAUUACUACUACUUGUCAAUUUAGAGGAGGAUCAACUCAAAAUAGGAUAGACAGGAUCUAACAAGGACUGAAUGUAAUAUCUUUUUGUUGGCGACUUCUAAUGCUCAUCUUGGAAAUUUGGUCUAGAAAUUAUCUCCCCAUAAAGAAAAAGGAAUGAAUAAAAUAAAGAAAACCUUCCUUAGGAGCAGCAAUAUUAUUUAGUAGUGUGUGUUGUAAAUAUGACUUAACCAUGCAGCAUGUUCUUUGCUUUAACUUUUCUGCCUUUGAUUUUGAUUCUUGACAUAAAUGGAGACCAUGCUAGAAUAUGAUUGAAGUAAUUGGGAUAUGUA